CGUCUUUGAUAGACGGGCAGGAGUGUAAAACUGUUUGACUUUUGGACUUUAGCGGCGAUGGGACCAUUUUAAACAAACCUGCGACUUUAUCUAAUCUUUUUUUCUCUACUGCAGUGCCUCGUUGUAUUUUUUUAUCCCGCAGAAUGAAAUGGCAUCAAAGUUGACCUUGGACGAGUCCUCUGUGUAUUAUCGACGUUUUCCUUUUUUUAGCAUGUCUGACGGGGCUUGUACUUAAGUGUGUCUCUGCAGCCAGAAACGAGCGAGCCAGAAACUUUUGCUCAGUUUUGUUUCGAUUUUCUCUAAGUUGGGGAAUGGCGAAUGGAGAGGAGCUUCUUAAUGCGGCAGAGUUUAUAAAAGAUCGUCUGUAUUUUGCUAUUCUUCGACAUAAACCUAAAAACACCACAAACACGCACUACUUUAGCGUUGACGAUGAACUUGUGUAUGAAAAUUUCUAUGCAGAUUUUGGACCUCUGAACAUGGCCAUGUUAUUCAGAUACUGCUGCAAGCUAAACAAAAAAAUUAAAUCGUUUACCUUGGGAAGGAAGAAAAUUGUUCACUAUACAGGAAGUGAUCAGAAGAAACAAGCAAAUGCAGCUGUCCUUAUUGGAUCCUUUUCAGUAAUAUAUUUGAAAAAGUCCCCAGAGGAAACCUACAGGUUGUUGGUAGGGGGAAAUAAUAUAUACCAACCCUUCAGAGACGCUUCAUUUGGCACAUGCACAUAUAAGCUAACGGUUCUGAACUGUUUACAUGCAGUUAGUAAGGCUGUGCAGUAUGAUUUCUUCAAUUUUAAUACAUUUGAUGUGGAUGAAUAUGAACAUUAUGAGAGAGCUGAAAAUGGAGAUUUUAAUUGGAUUAUCCCCAGCAAAUUCUUGGCCUUCAGUGGACCACAUCCAAAGAGCAAAGUUGAAAAUGGCUAUCCUCUGCAUGCCCCAGAGGCCUAUUUCCAAUACUUUCGAAAACACAAUGUCGCCACAAUUAUUCGUUUAAACAAGAAAAUGUACGAUGCCAAGCGAUUCACAGACGCUCGUUUUGAGCACCAUGAUCUCUUCUUUGUGGAUGGGAGUACACCAAGUGAUACCAUAGUCAAAAGGUUCUUGAAUAUCUGUGAGAAUGCAGAGGGUGUCAUUGCUGUUCACUGUAAAGCUGGCUUAGGCCGAACGGGUACUCUUAUAGCUUGUUAUAUCAUGAAGCACUACAGACUAACGGCAGCAGAAGCCAUUGCCUGGAUCAGAAUAUGUAGACCAGGAUCAGUUAUAGGACCACAGCAGCACUUUUUAGAAGAGAAACAAGCUAGCCUAUGGGCCCAAGGUGACCUGUUCCGUGCUAAAUUAAGAGAACAGAUGAAUGGACAAGAGAAGGUUGGCGUUACAAGGAUCCUUUCUGGAGUUGAUGAUAUUUCCAUUAAUGAUGAUCAGAAUAGGAUGUGUGAUGAACUAGAAAGUCACGUGUACAAUGAUAAUGAUGAUCAUUUUCCUAAUAAAAAUGAAAUGACGCAAGGCGAUAAACUCAGGGUCUUGAAAAGUAGAAGGCCAGCUAGAGCUGUGAACACUGGUUCUUUAAAAUUGGAGGAGAACAAAAUGCACACAAGAUCGUCAUCACAGGCAUUCAGUGACCAUAGGAUAAUACUACAGUCUAGCAAACAGAGUUGCAAGCUGCCUUCUAAACCAUGUGCCAUUCCUGGCGUAGGCCUUACAAGCAAACGGACAACCAGAUCCAUGUCUACAAAGAGCAAUUUAAGGAGUCACUCCAGCAUUAGUACUAAAGUACCAUUGCUUCGUUAACAUUCACUCUGAAGUAACUCCUCGGACAUUUGCAGAAGAUCCCUGCAUUGUGCUGAACUAGAAAUGUAUUGGAGAUCAGCAUCACUUCAGAUGGAUUCUGCAAAAUGACUUAGACUUGAACUAAUAUCAUCUUGAGAAUUCCCCAUGCACAUUGAUGACAAUGGUCAGUAUAAAGUAUCUCUGUAAGCUACUGUAAAAAAAACAGUAAAAGACAUUGCAGAGAGACUGCAGAUAAGUCCUUUAGCACAAUCAUUGUAUGUGAGCUGCUGGGUAGAAGUUAGGUCUUUGCAGAUUACAAGGAUGCUGCUACAACAUGCAAUCUACAUGUCAUAUUUUCAUUUUUUCCUUAAAAAUGACAAUUACAAAUAGUUGCUAAUUUGAUCCUUUAUUGAUCCCCUUCCAACAAUAAAUACAUUCCAAAGUACCAGAUCAAUGCCAAACCAAGAUGUGCACCAGUGUUGGUCUAAUUGGAAUAUUUUCCUUGAUUUGUGUUUAAAGUAUGCAGAAGGAUCUUAUUUUUACAUGCUUAAAAAAUUGCUCAGGCUUAAAUCUGGAGAGAAAAAAUGUUUAAGUUCGAUAAUUGUUUGACUUUCUGGCUGUCACACAUUACAAUAUUUUUCAAAGUCUAAAGUUUAAAACUGAUCUUUAAAUAGGAAUUAAAGUACAAAAUCUGGAAAGUCAUGUGGCCUUGUAAUCAGCUUACAACAAGACAUGUUCUACCUUGGGCGGUAGAGAUGAUUUGGAACAAUAAGCAGUGAUGUUAUUGGUGGGAGAAGUGUAAUAUAAAUUUGACCCAAAUUGUGGUACAAGAAUAGUAUUUUUAUAUGCAUGGAUAACAGUAUUUUCAGUCUGGUUUAAAUUUUGCAGUGACCUUAGAAUGGAUCUUGCUCAGCUAAAGAAAAAUUAUGUUCUGUGGAUUAAACAUGCGCAGUUCAUCUGCUACAAUACUAUAACAGCAUUGGCCAAGUACCAUUUGUAGCAUAAAAAAUAAGCUUGUGUUCUGCAGCUAAAGCAAUACUGUACUAGACAUUAAUCUGUAGCAGUCAGAUGUGUUUUUCUUCCAUGUCAAAUAACUUAACUCUGGCUAGCUGAUGGUAAUGUGUCUGCUUGUGAUAGUCUUAACAAAUCUUUAGUCCAGUCUUUUUUUUAAUUUUACAGCUUUUUGGUGGAGGGUAUUUUUAAACUGGAAAUCUAUCUUUCCUCUGGUUAGUGUAACAUUGAGCUGUUGCAAUGCAAAACUGGAUUGAGAGACUAUAUACCACUUUUGUACAGACUGUAUGUAUGCGGUACAUAAAUAAACCUUAUCACAGGUAA
Amblyraja radiata (thorny skate) is the source of this 3095-nucleotide messenger RNA. RefSeq names its product dual specificity protein phosphatase CDC14A. Gene Ontology annotation, biological process: protein dephosphorylation. The coding region runs from base 312 to 1781 and encodes 489 amino acids. NCBI's taxonomy places the organism in Eukaryota, Metazoa, Chordata, Chondrichthyes, Rajiformes, Rajidae. The record is from RefSeq and is a predicted model, not a curated record. The transcript has 15 exons.